Chlamydomonas reinhardtii is the source of this 2615-nucleotide messenger RNA. RefSeq lists its product as uncharacterized. The record is from RefSeq and is a predicted model, not a curated record. Bases 112 to 2070 code for a protein of 652 amino acids. Lineage: Eukaryota; Viridiplantae; Chlorophyta; Chlorophyceae; Chlamydomonadales; Chlamydomonadaceae. The transcript has 16 exons.
UUACUAUCAUUGCUCGCCGCGCUGCUUCUAUGCAGCGACGCGGCCGUCAGCUCCACAGUCUGCCCUCCCAACAAGGUCGAAGACCUCACAACAACAUUGGGAUUAGUAGCUAUGAACUAUCCUAAUUUCCCGGUUGUGGGACUUUUGGCGGCAGUCAAGCGUAUCGAUGUAAAAAUCCCAACCAGCGAGUACCCGGCGUCGCCAUGGAGCUACACCGCGGCCUUCGGCGGAUUCGGCUUCCGCAACUGGCCCAACAGUAUUGUAAUGCUGGACGACGACAAGGGUCGCAUCGGCUCCUGCACCAAGAGCUUUACAGCCACCAUGAUGGCAAUGCUGAUUGAGAAGAACACCACGUAUGGCAGCCCGGCGAAGCGGCUGAUGUGGAGUACCAAACUCAAGGAGGUCUUCCCCCUGGACAAGUGGGUCAUCACCACGGCUUAUCGGGAUGCCACGCUACUCAACGUAUUCAACAUGCAAGGAGGGUUUCCGCGCGAAAUUGAUGACAGCAAGAUUACGGUGGCCAACAGCGACCCACGCGGUCAGCGGGCGCAGUAUGCAAAGGAGCUGCUCAAGAGCACACCAGCCAAUGCUGUGGGUAAUGGAACUGCCCUUUACUCCAAUGCCGGCUACAUCCUGAUGGGGCACGUCAUAGAGAUUGUGACGAACUCGACGUGGGAAACCAAGCUCAAAAACAUGCUACUGAUACCCAUGGGUUUGACCUCCGCCGCUCUGGGCCCGAUCGGCGUCAACAACCAGAACCAGGGCGCGUACGGUCACAUGGCAAAGUACAAGAACAAUCUUGACUACAGCGCCGUUUUCGGGAACACCAUUGCUGGGAAGGCGCCUGCGGGAGACUUGCACAUGACCGCAAAGGACCACGCGUACUGGGUGGCGUGGCACACGCGCGGCCGCAUGCCCGGUGGCGCCCCCGCCAGCUGCCCCUGCUUUAGCAUCGGCUGCAUCUACCCCUGCCUCAGCUCGAACAGUUUUGCGGUGCUCCAUGCCGUCGGCGGCAUGGCAUCCUAUGGAGCCGGCUUUUACCGCGGCGGCAACUCCUGGGCCGGGCCGUCGGCCUCACUGCACAAUGGCGCGAUCGGAGGCUGGUACUCCGAGCAGUGGGUGAUGCCUGACAAGGGCCUGUCCGUCAGCGUCAUGACCAACCACUGGAGGCGCAACCAAACCGACAACAGCUCGAUCUUCCCGUUCGAUGUGGUUGCUGACGCUGUGUCCACGCUCACCAAGAAGUACGAACUGCCGACGUACUGCAGCACCCCCAAGACGCUGCCGUACACGCUGGUGGCUCAGAAGGUGGACGCCAGCUGCAUGCGCAACACCGUGCACAAGCCCUUCACAAAGUGCUCCUCAACAUCAAAUGGCUUUGAGAAGCUUCCAGUUGCCCCCUUCAAAGCCGAGGUGUUCCUGGACUGUGCCAAGGCGUGUGUGGCAGACACAAUGUGUUUGGCCUGGCGCUUCAUCAGCCUCAAGAACGCCACCAACUACACAGAGAUCACGAGCAGUGGCAAGGGCUGCCGGCUCAUUUACAGGAGGACCAUUGUCACGGGCAUCGAUUCGACCGGCCGGAGGCUGCGCGGUGCCCUGGCGACCGAUGAUGAGGAGCCGGUGGCUGGUAGCGAUAGUGGUGCGAUGGAGGCUGGGGAGCUGGCUGCUGAGGGAUCAAGCCGUGGCCGCCGUGGCAUGCUGGCGUUUGUCGGGCCGGCCUACGUAUGCACCAGCGACAACUCGGCCACGUCGGGAGAGGCCAAAGCAGUCAAGAGCAACUGGAACAUCAACAUCGGGGUUGACAACUUGGAGCCUUACAGCAGCUCCGCCAACGGACUGUGUGUCGCCAACAUGACUGCUUGCUCUGACCUGUGCCUCAGCGCAUCCCAAGGCAUACCUGCCUCGGGCUUCAACGGCAACCAGGCACAGGGCCCCUGCCGUGCUUGGACAUGGAAUGCAGCCACCAAAUGGUGCUACAUGUACUCCCAGACUCCCUCGGACAUCACCAUGGUCAGCCAGGCCCCCAUCGCGCACUGCAUUCUCAAGAGUGGCAAAGUCGCCGGAUGUUAGACUGUACGUACAUAAGGCAACAGGUGGCGCGCACACACGCACUCGUCAUCACACGUAUGCAUGCCAACCGCACAUACUGCGUACAUAGAUAGGCACCUGUAGGCACUCGCCAUACGUCGGUACGGUGUCAUUCAACUCGUCUGGCAUUCUAGGCAUUCCGGUAUUAUGACUCUCGAACCCGAAAACACUGGGGACUGGUGGUUGUCAAUUUGUGUGUGGAUUCGAGGACGUGGGUCGGACAACACAAAAGGCAACGGGCUUGUUCAUAUACAUACCGUACUUGUGGAACAAAUGGUUUCCCCCACACUUGAGGGAUCUCUAAUCCUGCUUGGAAGAUGAGCACAUCAGGUCCAAGGUUAUUGGCUUGGAGUGCUGUUGGGCGCUCGAAACAAUUUGUCUGGAUGAGAGUGCUAGCACAUAAGAUUACGGUGCGCGUGUGGGUACGUACCGUAUGAUAGUAUGUGCAGGCAGGGCAGCAUGGACUGGCUGGGGUCGUGUGAGCAUUGAAGCAGCACUCCAAUCCCAAUUCAGUAAUUUCUAGAUCG